This is a messenger RNA of Habropoda laboriosa, 2784 nucleotides long. RefSeq names its product cap-specific mRNA (nucleoside-2'-O-)-methyltransferase 1 (gene Cmtr1). NCBI's taxonomy places the organism in Eukaryota, Metazoa, Arthropoda, Insecta, Hymenoptera, Apidae. Gene Ontology annotation, biological process: 7-methylguanosine mRNA capping. Gene Ontology annotation, molecular function: nucleic acid binding; methyltransferase cap1 activity. The record is from RefSeq and is a predicted model, not a curated record. Gene Ontology annotation, cellular component: cytoplasm; nucleus. The transcript has 3 exons. Bases 70 to 2784 code for a protein of 904 amino acids.
CUUACUGAAAUAGAUUUAGAGAAAGGAAAGUAUUAGUAAACUGAAAAAGUAGGCAAAUUUGGAGCAAACAUGAAAAGUAAUUCAGAUGAGAGUGAUUAUGAAGAUGAAAGUUGUAGCAAUCAAGAUAAUGAUGGAAGUACUGGAGAAAAGGAAGUAUAUCCAUCCUUUUCUAACAGCCGGUCAUCUACUGAAAGACAUGGUAAAAAGAGAAGUCAUGUUGAUUUAACAGAUGAAGCUUCUGAUCCAAAUGAUAGUGAUUGCAACGAAGACUACUAUGAUGAACAUUUUGAUGAAAAGCAUGAUAGAAGUAUACAGGACAAACAUACUGAUGAUGUACCCUUAAAUAGUAAUGAUGAAACAGAAGAAACUGGAACAAUGAGGCCAAUAUAUGAAGAUUCUUAUCAUUAUAGUAAAAUACAAAAUCACAAAGCAAAAAAUGAGGCUGAUGUAAACAUUAUUGAUAAAGAAAAAGAAUAUGAUACAAGAGGUCAAGUAAGCAAACAAGAACCCAAAAAUGACCUUGGUACACAAAACAAAGUUCAACGAAUGAUGUUAAAAAUGGGGUAUAAAGAAGGUCAUGGUCUUGGAAAAAAUAAACAAGGUCGUUUAGAACCAGUACAGGCAUUUGAACAACAUGGUCGUAGAGGCCUUGGGCUUCAUGUUCAUGAAAUCAAAACUUCAGGACAUAAAUGGGAUCCUGCAGAAGAAGAAAUAAAAGUUGUUGAAGAUAUAAAAUGGACAAGGAAUCUAAAGGCUAAUUUACCAACAUCAGAGGAAAUGCAACUUUGGUUAAAAAAAGGACCUAAGAAAUUAAUUGCAGAGGAUAAAAGUUAUUUUUGUGAUGAUGAUAUAGUUAGGGAUGUCUCUAGUGCAAAAACAGUACUUGAGGAUUUGGAUGAUGUUGAAAUGCGCCGUGCAAGGAAACAUAGCAAUCCUUAUGAAACAAUUCGUGGUGCAAUUUUCCUAAAUCGUGCUGCUGUUAAAAUGGCAAAUAUAGAUAAAGCAUGUAAUUUCAUGUUUACUAAUCCAAAGAACUUAGCAAACAAUGAGCUAUUAUAUUUCGCAGAUGUAUGUGCUGGACCAGGUGGUUUCAGUGAAUAUGUUUUAUGGAAAAAAAAGUGGCAUGCCAAAGGAUUUGGCCUUACUUUAAAAAAUGAUAAGGACUUUAAACUAGAUGAUUUUUAUGCAGGCCCUUGUGAAACAUUUCAUCCGUAUUAUGGACCAAAAGAAAAUGGUGAUGUUUAUGAUCCCAGUAAUCAAGAAGCUUUCAAAGAUAUCAUAAUGACACACACUCAUGGUAAAGGAGUACAUUUUAUGAUGGCUGAUGGAGGAUUUUCAGUAGAAGAUCAAGAAAUGCUGCAGGAGAUUCUUUCAAAACAAUUGUAUCUUUGUCAAUGUAUAGUAGCAUUAAUGAUUGUAAGAAUAAGAGGUCAUUUUGUUACAAAGCUAUUUGACCUGUUUACACCGUUUAGUGCGGGUUUAGUUUACUUAAUGUAUCGUUGUUUUGAAGAAGUUUGUAUUUUUAAACCAAACUCUUCUCGACCAGCAAAUUCAGAACGUUAUUUAAUAUGUAAAAGAAAACGGCCUGGGACGGAAGAUGUUCUUCAACAUCUGAAGCAUGUUAACGAGUUUCUUUUAAAGGACGAGAAAAACGACGUUUUACAUUUAGUAUCAUUAGAAGAAUUGGAAGGAGAAAAACAAUUUUUACAAUAUUUACGAGAAUCUAACAACUCUUUAGGAAAGAGACAAAUAAUAGCUCUACGAAAACUUGCUGCAUUUUAUGAAGAUAGUACUCUUGUUGAAGUAAAACAAGCAAAAAUGCGCAAAGAAUGUCUUAAAUAUUGGGAAAUUCCUGAUCAAAGUAGAACAAUGCCAAGGCACAUGCCACCACAUGAGAGAUUAAAGCAUCUUUUACAAAAUACUGACUUUCUUUCUUCUCAUCCAACAAAAUUGACAAAAAAUAACAUUGACAGAAUAAAAAAUCCAUAUGAUUGGUUUUGUAUGCCCUGUGGAACGGGACUUUGUAAUCAAGACCAGACAAGAGAAGAAAAGCAAAAUGCCACAUUUUAUAUGGGUAUGGGCAGAAGUCAAGUGUACCGUUAUGUAAGAGGCACUUGGGUACUAGUUGAUGAUAUUAAAGUAGAAUUACCACCAGAUACACUUUUGUACGCGGAAGUUGUAUAUGAAAGAACAAAGGAAUCGAAACAUCAGCGAAAAGUAUUCGCAUUACACAUUUUAGAUGCAGUCAUCCUAGGAUCAGAGAAUAUUAGUCAAAUGUACUUAAGGGACAGGCAUGAGCUUGCAAAGAAAUUUUGUGAAGCAUUGUGGAAACCAGUGGCAAGUAAUUAUGCGCGAAUACGUGUCAAAGAAUUAUUUCCAGUAAGCUUGAAUAUAUGCGAAAGGUUACAAGUAACAAAACGCUUAAUGAAAAAUAAUCAUCCCGCUUUGGUAUACGAAUUUUUAGAAACACCUUUGGAGUGCAAUAAUUCUGAUAAUGAUAAACCAUACUUCAUACUAAAUAGUGUAAUUUUCUUAAAAAGUAUUGCGAACUCUUGGAGUCGAUUUUUCAGUAAAAGACAUUCCAUGACAUAUGUUUAUCAUUUCCCAACAACAGAGGGAAAGUUCGACGAGCAUAGACCACGUUCGGCAGAAGCGAGUUUCUUUGAGUCAUUUGAGAAUAGUAUUAUUUGGUAUUGGCCUAGCGAUGAAUCACUUACUAUGGAGUACUUUGCAACGUUUAUUAAAAAAAUUUGUCCUACGCAUAAUCGGACUGUAGAAUAUUAA